Zophobas morio is the source of this 1280-nucleotide messenger RNA. Its product is annotated as transcriptional repressor CTCFL-like. The record is from RefSeq and is a predicted model, not a curated record. Lineage: Eukaryota; Metazoa; Arthropoda; Insecta; Coleoptera; Tenebrionidae. Bases 153 to 1154 code for a protein of 333 amino acids. The transcript has 2 exons. Gene Ontology annotation, molecular function: RNA polymerase II transcription regulatory region sequence-specific DNA binding; DNA-binding transcription factor activity, RNA polymerase II-specific. Gene Ontology annotation, biological process: regulation of transcription by RNA polymerase II.
CUGUCAAACUUGUCAAUAGUGUCAAUAUCCAUGACCUGCGCAAAUUAAACGUCACCUCAAUUUUAACAAAAUAAAAAUAAUUACAAAAAAUCGUUGAUAACGUUAUCAAUGAUCCGGCUGAAAAACAGUCAUUCGUAACCAUGGCAUAGGUUAUGGUCAUGGCCACUCUGGACUACUCCGACGCGAAAGUCUUCGAAAACUACCGAAUGGUCCACAACUGCAACAAGUGCAAUUAUUUCACGAAAUCCCUCUUCGCAAUCAGAAACCACAUAAAGCGUCACCGGCUGGCCAAAUCCUCCAAGUUGUUCAACUGUGCUGAAAGCACCCCCGAGCCGUUCGCCUGUAAAGACUGCAACUUUUGCACCGACUUAACAAUAGAGCUCAACAGGCACAUACGAGACCACGCCCCGCCUAAGCCCAAAACCGACUUAACGACGCCAAAAACCAAAGAAAAAAAGUAUGUAGUUGAAGGCAAUGAAUUACUCAAGUGCACCGAGUGCCCGUUCACCACCCGUCGCCCCUACAACCUCCAGAAACACGUGAAAUUCAAACAUUCCACGAGUGAGAAAUUGUACACUUGUAAUGAGUGUUCGUUCACGACAAACCGCAGUUUUAAUUUGAAAACGCACAUCAAGUUUAAGCACACGGCGGAGGAAAAAGUCCAGUGGUUCCAGUGCAGUGUGUGCUCUUAUAAAGCUAAAUCAAAGAGUAUUCUUAAAAGACACAUGAUUCGGAUUCAUACGCCGGAAAAUAUUAAGUGGUUUGAAUGUAAAGAGUGUGCGUAUAAAGCUAAAGUUGUGAGUGAUUUGAACACUCACGUUAAGUAUCAUCACACUGAGAAAAAACACGAGAAACCGGUUAAAUGCGAGUUGUGUUCGUAUACAACUAAACAUAAUAAGAAUUUGAAGGUGCAUAUGUUGAUGAGACAUACGGCUGCUGAGGAUAUUAAUUGGUUUUAUUGCACGAGGUGUUCGUAUAAGGCGAAGAGGAAGGGCUCGUUGAAAGUUCACAUGAAGAAGAUGCAUGAAGAUGAUGGAGGUGAAUGGGUGUGUGAAUUGUGUCCAUACAAAACUACUGAAAAAAUUACGCUGAAAAUGCACAUGUUGAAUAAACAUACGUCGUUUGAUAGUAGUAAGUUGUUUGAACAAGUGUAGUAGGUAGGGACAAUAGAUUGGUAGGGAAAGGGCGUACUAGAAAGCCAAAUAAAGUCUUGUUGAAUCUAUGUUUUAUAAAUUAAAAUUUAUAUAUUCUGCUAGUUUAGAAUAAAGUUUUAUACAGUU